AUGGGUAGUGCCACCACUCUCCCCUUCUGGAACUAUAAUAUUCCUGAGGACCAAAGAACUGAUAAAUGCCCCGAAUUUCUCCAUAACACCAAUGAGAAAGAUCAGGGCAUUCUCUCCACACUCGACGAGGAAUAUCAUAUCUCGACCUGGGACGAGGUUCGUGAGAUUAUCGAGACAAACCAUCUCGAGAAGUUCAAGCGUGUCCCGUCGGAGCUCAGACGCUACAAGGCUUUUGUUUUCCAUCUUAAACAAAACUACGGCAGUGUCGCCAACUUCAUUCUUGCCCACCGGCUUGGGUGGGCUGCUCCUGUGAAACCGCGCGGAGUACCCUUCGAGUUUGAGGACGACUACAAGAUCUUAUGGAACGACGCUCCGUAUGGUAUAGAUCCGAGAAUCGUCCAUCUUGUCGUGUGGACCAAAUUUGUUCUCGAGGAGGAUUCCGCAACAGGAGAUUUGACGGAUGAGGCGAGGAAGGAGAUUGAUGAUUUCGUGACAAGGACAUUCAGGGCGCAUGUCCCAGAGCAGCAUGUUCUUUGGUUCAGGAACUGGCAGGGUCUACAGUCGGUCAAAGCUGUGCAGCACUUACACGUCAUGCUCCUCAACCCAGAUCCCGACUUCGUACGGACAGUUACCAAUGGAGAUAUCCCUCGAGCAGGAGUAGAGGUAAGCAAGUGA
Fusarium sp. VM40 is the source of this 675-nucleotide messenger RNA. The record is from the annotation of a GenBank genome assembly. NCBI's taxonomy places the organism in Eukaryota, Fungi, Ascomycota, Sordariomycetes, Hypocreales, Nectriaceae.